Messenger RNA from Hippocampus zosterae (dwarf seahorse), 3675 nucleotides. RefSeq names its product matrix metallopeptidase 17a (gene mmp17a). Gene Ontology annotation, molecular function: zinc ion binding; metalloendopeptidase activity. Lineage: Eukaryota; Metazoa; Chordata; Actinopteri; Syngnathiformes; Syngnathidae. Gene Ontology annotation, cellular component: extracellular matrix. Gene Ontology annotation, biological process: proteolysis; collagen catabolic process; extracellular matrix organization. The transcript has 10 exons. The record is from RefSeq and is a predicted model, not a curated record. The coding region runs from base 141 to 1880 and encodes 579 amino acids.
UAUCAAUCUUUUUUUUAUUUUUUUUUCGGUUUGUACGCGCGUGACGCCGGAGUACUGUCCCGCGACGUGGAUGGUGUGCAUCGGGGAUCAGCCUGGCUCCUGUUAUUUUCCGAGUGGACGAGGAAUAUAUUCGCGGGGAGAUGCUGCUUCUGGUGCCCCUUCUGUGGCUUCUGCAUCUGGGCGGAGCGGCUCCCCCGCAAACCGUGCGGGAGGACACCGGGGUGGACUGGCUGAGCAAGUUUGGUUACCUCCCACCGCCUGACCCAGUAACCGGCCAACUUCAGACCAAGGAGGCCCUGACUAAGGCCAUCAAAGCCAUGCAGAAGUUUGGAGGACUCAAGGAAACUGGAGUUUUUGAUCAAGCUACAUUGGGGCUCAUGAAAACACCCAGAUGUUCUCUGCCCGAUGUCGCUGAAACCGAAGUGACGGUGGGCCGCAGAAAACGAAGUCCGAGUCCUCCCAACAAAUGGAAAAAAAGACAUUUAUCUUGGAGAGUGAGGACAUUCCCCAAGGACUCGGCCUUACUGGGCAGAGACACCGUUCGAGCACUCAUGCAUUACGCCCUGAAGGUUUGGAGUGACAUUGCGCCGCUGAACUUCCACGAGGUGGCAGGAAACGACGCCGACAUGCAGAUUGACUUCACGAAGGCCGACCACGAUGAUGGAUAUCCCUUUGAUGGGCCAGGGGGCGCCGUGGCCCAUGCCUUUUUCCCUGGGGAGAGGUUCACCGCUGGGGAUACGCAUUUCGAUGACGAUGAGGCGUGGACCUUCAGAUCACCAGACUCUCACGGGAUGGACCUAUUUGCGGUCGCCGUCCACGAGUUUGGUCACGCCAUUGGCCUUGUCCACACCUCGGCCAUGGAGUCCAUCAUGAGACCGUACUACCAGGGUCCUGUCGGAGACCCUCUGAAGUACAACUUACCUUAUGAGGACAAGGUCCGCGUCUGGCAACUCUACGGUGUCCGUGAUUCAGUUUCACACACAAAUCAGCCAAGCAACCCUUCCCAAACGGCCGAGCCUCCUGUCCUGAUGGACGUUCCAGAAAACAAAUCCAUUCUACAACUGGCGCGAGAUGCCCCAGACAGAUGCACCAGCUACUUUGAUGCAGUGGCCCAGAUUCGAGGGGAGGCCUUUUUUUUCAAAGGAAAAUACUUUUGGCGGCUCACUAGAGAGAAGCACCUGGUUUCUUUGCGUCCCGCUCAGAUCCACUGGUUCUGGAGGGGCCUGCCCGCUAGUCUGGACAGCGUGGACGCCGUCUAUGAGAGACCGGGCGACCAUAAAAUCGUCUUUUUUAAAGGACUCAAGUACUGGGUGUUUAAAGACAACGUCAUGGAGGAGGGCUUCCCGCGUCCAAUCAGUGACUUCGGCCUACCUUUGGAAGGCGUGGACGCGGCCUUUGUGUGGCUCCACAACGAGAAGACUUAUUUCUUCAAAGACAGCCGCUACUGGCGCUACGACGACCACCUGAGACGGAUGGAUCUGGGCUACCCGAAGGACAGCACGCUGUGGAAGGGGCUGCCCCCUCAUCUGGAUGACGCCAUGAGGUGGUCUGAUGGUUCAUCUUACUUCUUCAAGGGGAAGGAGUACUGGCGCGUGCCGAACAGCGACAUGGAGGUGGAGGCGGACUACCCACGCCUCAUCGCCAAGGACUGGCUUCUGUGCACAGACAUGCAGUCGGACUCGCCGGGCGCGGAGGCCAAGAGCACCGAGAGCCGGGUCAACGUACACCCUCGCCCGGAUCACGCCGAGAACGGCUACGAGGUCUGCUCAUGUACGUCGGACGGCGCCCCGCCUUUCGGAGCCCGGCCCUCCCCGUCACCCUUGUGGCUGCUGUCGCCUCUUUGGACCCUCUCGCUGGCCCUCUGCCCUCUAACGCUAUGAUGCCAAAUAAGACCAAAUCAGACUUUGGUUGUUAUUUAUUGCUCAAUCCUGAGAGCAACUUCUUGACAUUUGGGGCAUUUGAAUGAAGAAGCACUACGAUCACUCUAGCUUCAUAUAUUUGCUCCCCAACAUAAAAUGUUCUUUUAUUGCAUCCAGGAAGGAAGGAAAGAUAUGAGAACUUUCUUGGAUGUAUUGAGACUGAGCUUCAACAGUGACUUAUAUUCAAAUGAGUUUUAAAAUCCUUUUAACGAAUGUGUUGUUUUAAUUUAAAGUACAUAUGAAGUACUGUAUAGCGAUGGCGUUUAGUAGUCACCGUUGAGUUGUCAUGGAAUUUCAAGAGCUAAGAACAACACCGGUUGGUGUUGCCUUUCGUGUUACCUGUGUCAACAAUUUUGUGAUUUAUUAUUUUUUUUAAAUGUUCAUAUGAAAAGACAAUAACUGAUUAGCAGAACACGAAAAUGUUCAUCACAUUUUUACAUACAGUGGAACACUUUAAGAUUGAGCACAGUUCAACUGAUUUUUAGUUGGGACUGCAAUCCGUUUUAGAAUGCUUGUAGCAGAGUUCCAAAAAUGUUCACUCCCUCGACUGGUCACCAGGCAAUCACACAUUUCUGACAAGAUUUCAUUUAUUUUUUUAAUGUGUGUUAAUAUAGUAAUCAUCACUUUUAAUCAUAAAAGUUAAAAACCAAACACUUCACCUUAAAAACUCAUUCACUCCCAAAGACGUUUUUAAACGUCUUUUCAGACUUGGUCUAGAAUUGCCUGGUACUGAAUGAAUGAGUUUUAAAGGAGGAGAUUGCCAUCAAAAGAAAACCACACUUAUUGUCAUAUUUGCUUAAAAAGUCGUUAUGACUUGACAGUAAUGCAUGAUAAAGAGAAUCUUUUGCCUCUAAUUUGUUGAACAACAAACCACUACACCUUAGGAAAAACAACCAAUCAGACGACGGAUGAUUCACGGAUGAUCGGAAAAUUGCAAACCCCUUUAACUUGAUGUGUACGGUGACGCUAGUCUCUGACUGCUUUGAGUUUUAUGCGGCUUCUGCUGUAACUUCUCACCAUGUGAACCUUGUCGCGGCCCCUUCCUUCUUGUAGGAAGGAGCCGAAGAUAAAACCAGUUGAAGCGAAUCCUUCCACUCUUGAAGUCCCGUGCAUUAAAUUCAAAUCCGAUGACAUUUAAAUAUUCCACUGUGGACUUGAAUUUCAUGUGACAGUGUCGAUAUGCUAAUUUCGAUGCAUUGACACCCACCCCCCAAAAAAACAACCUAUUAGUUGAAUGAGGAUUAUUAUUUCCAUCUAAAAAAAAUAACACAGUGAGCCAGUGUGAAAUCAAAUCAUGCAAUGCUGAAUGAAUGGACGCUCUGUGUCAACAAGAGCAAAGGAUUGUUUUUCUAUUGCAUGUCGUAUGAGUGCGAGAACUCAAUCCACAGUAGCAAUGUGUGCCAGAACAUCUGCCUUCUGCUUUUUGCAGCCAGCCAUCAACUUCCUAAUGGUGACGAAGGGAAAAGCGCUGUCGCUAACGGAUCCCUUGCUAAAAGCCCCUCAACUUCUCUCCUGUUUGGUAUUUCCAGCCGUUGAUCAUUUUCACAUCUGCUUCAGCUUUUUGAGUUUUUUUUUGGGGGGGGGGGUGAUUAUUCCCAUCCGCCGAGGUGACAGCACUGCCCCUGUAAAGUUCUAUAUCUCUAUUAGACUGAUAUACAAUAUCAGUAAUAUUAAAAAAAUCAAGUGUAUAUUUUAAGUUGCAUUUUGUAAUGUAAGAUAUUUUUGUAAAAAAAAAAGUAAAAUGUACGUGAUCGAC